CUGAAAUUGGCGCUCGCAUUCCUCUCCGCCGCUCUCUUCUUCAAAUUCCGGCCGUCCGCCGCCGAUUUGCCGUCGCUCACACUCAAAAACAUUGUUGACUUGCCAUGGAUGCUCUGAGCAGCUGCAACUUCACCUCCAAACCCCAACCAAAGCCUCCAAAUUUGCUUCACCCUCUCCACCAAACCCUAAUUAAAACCCUCGAAAAUGAUUCGUUCAGAAUCAAUUCAUCACCGGCGCCAAUUUACCCACUCGCAUCUCCGAAGAAGAAACUGAAAAAAUUCCACGACAAAGAUGCAUUCCCAAACUCCAUACCCAUCCACAGAAAAAACCCACACGCCAUUUACAGAGAUAUCCAGAAAUUCGCCAUUGAAAACAAGCUCAAGGAAGCUCUUGCUAUAUUGGACUACCUAGACCACCGUGGAAUUCCGACCAACGUCACCACAUUCUCCUCCCUGAUGUCCGCCUGCACGAGAGCGAAAUCGAUCGAGGCGGCGAGACAGGUCCACGCGCACAUACGAAUAAACGGCCUCGUCGAGAACGAGUUCCUGCAGACGAAGCUAGUCAACAUGUACGCGGGUUGUGGGUCGAUUGAGGAUGCGAAGAAGGUGUUCGACGAUAUGUCUGUGAGAAGCGUGUACCCGUGGAAUGCACUGCUUAAGGGUAAGGUGACGUUGGGCCAUCGCAAUUCCGGUGAAGUAUUGGGUUCGUUCUUGGAAAUGCAGGCCUCUGGUGUGGAGUUGAACGUUUACAGCUUUUCUUGCUUGAUCAAGAGCCUGGCUGGAAAUCGAGCUCUGAGGCAGGGCCUGAAAACGCACGGUAUCUUGAUAAAGAAUGGUUUAAUGCAGAGUGACAUACUCAAGACUAGUUUGAUUGAUAUGUAUUUCAAAUGCGGCAAGGUUAAGCUGGCACGUGCCGUGUUUGAUGAUGUCGAGGAAAGAGAUGUGGUGGUAUGGGGAGCAAUGAUAGCAGGGUUUGCUCAUAAUAGGUUGCAAUGGGAGGCAUUAGAAUACACGAGAUGGAUGGUAACAGAGGGCAUUCGAGUAAAUUCCGUUAUAGUGACGAGCAUUCUUUCGGUUAUUGGAGAAGUUCUUGCUCGGAGAAUAGGGCAGGAGGUUCACGCUUACGUGAUAAAAACAAAAGCGUACUCGGAGCAUUCGUUUGUUCAGUCUGCGUUGGUCGAUAUGUAUUGCAAGUGCGGAGAUAUGAUUUCGGGUCGGAAGGUAUUUUACGGGACAGCUGUGAGAAACACUAUUUCAUGGACCGCUCUUUUAUCCGGUUACGUAGCAAACGGGAGGCUCGAGCAGGCGCUAAGAUCAAUUGUUUGGAUGCAACAAGAAGGUUUCAAACCUGAUAUCGUGACAGUUGCUACAGUUCUUCCAGUUUGUGGGAAAUUGAGGGCGUCAAAACAAGGGAAGGAAAUUCAUGCUUAUUCGGUUAAAAACGGGAUUCUUCCCUAUGUGUCUGUUUCAACUUCUUUGAUGAUGAUGUACUCGAAGUGUGGUGCGUUGGACUACAGUUUAAGAGUGUUCGAUAAUAUGGAGAGGAAGAAUGUGAUUGCAUGGACGGCCAUGAUUGAAUGCUAUAUGGAAAGUCGGUGCUUGAACGAAGCACUUGGUGUUUUUCGAUUAAUGCAAUUGUCUAAGCACAGGGCGGACUCUGUCACGAUAGCGAGAAUAUCGAGUGUUUGUGGCCAGCUUAAAAACGAAAAGCUCGGGAGAGAAAUCCACGGACAGGUUUUGAAGAAGGAUUUGACUUCGAUCCCUUUCGUUUCUGCAGAAAUAGUGAGAAUGUACGGAAACUGCGGAGCAGUUAGUAAGGCGAAGUUGGUUUUCGAUGCUGUUCCGGUAAAAGGGUCGAUGACGUGGACUGCGGUUAUCGAGGCUUACGGGUGCAACGGCGAAUAUGCAGAAGCUAUACGGAUUUUCAAGAAAAUGAUGUCGGAUGAUUUCUCGCCAAACCAGUUCACUUUUAAAGUGGUGCUACGUAUUUGCGAACAAGGUGGAUUUGCCGAAGAUUCACUGAGGUUUUUCAGUUUAAUGAGUCGGAAAUAUAGAAUUAAAGCGUCGGAAGAACAUUACGGUAGCAUCGUUGAUCUUCUCACUCGUUUGGGUCGAACGGAGGAGGCUGAGAGAUUUGUACAGCUGAGAUCAUCCUUAUUGGAUUAACCACAAAGAUUAAUUAAACUCUGAUCUGGAUUGUAAUUGGUUAAUUAAAGGAUUACAUGUAAGUGGAACUAGAAAUGUAAGGUGUUAAUUAUGUAAAAAGCAAACUUCAAAAGGGCCUGCUGGUAAUUUAGCUGAACAAUAUUUGCUUGUAAUAAUUUUCUGCCAUUUUUUUUAUGAGAUUGAUUGCUCAAUUGCAGGGAA
Messenger RNA from Erythranthe guttata (spotted monkey flower), 2366 nucleotides. RefSeq names its product Pentatricopeptide repeat (PPR-like) superfamily protein. The record is from RefSeq and is a predicted model, not a curated record. Lineage: Eukaryota; Viridiplantae; Streptophyta; Magnoliopsida; Lamiales; Phrymaceae. Gene Ontology annotation, molecular function: RNA binding; protein binding. Gene Ontology annotation, biological process: RNA modification.